This is a messenger RNA of Zymoseptoria tritici IPO323, 1086 nucleotides long. RefSeq lists its product as uncharacterized. Gene Ontology annotation, molecular function: zinc ion binding; oxidoreductase activity. Bases 1 to 1086 code for a protein of 361 amino acids. The record is from RefSeq and is a predicted model, not a curated record. Lineage: Eukaryota; Fungi; Ascomycota; Dothideomycetes; Mycosphaerellales; Mycosphaerellaceae. Gene Ontology annotation, cellular component: mitochondrion. The transcript has a single exon.
AUGGCUCCAAGCCUGCCCAGAACCAUGCGAGCAGUCACAUGGACCGCCCCUCCAACAGCUCUAUACAGCACCAUCGAGACCAGCACCGAAUACACAGCAUCCGCCGCUCUGCCUCCUUCCAGCAAAUCCCUCCCUCCGGACUCAGCUUUGAUCAGAGUCGCCUACGCCACCAUCAACCCUGUCGACUACAAACUCCCGGAGUUGACCCUCUACCGCAUUCUCAACUACUCCCUUCCCAACCAAUCUUCCACUCCUUUAAUUCCAGCCGGAGACUAUUCAGGAACAGUCAUCGAAUCCACCAUUCAUGGUAUUGUCACUGGCGACAAAGUGUUCGGACGUAGUGAUCCGCCGUACUUUGGUGCUCUGGCGGAAUAUGUCGUCGUUAGAGGAGGGAGGAAUAAUGUGGUGAAAGUCCCGGAGGGAGUGCAGAUGCGGGAUGCUUGUACGAUUGGCGUGGCAGGAUUGACGGCUUUGCAGUGUUUGGAGACGAUGAGUGGGAAGCGAGUGCUGAUCAACGGUGCAAGUGGAGGCACGGGAACGUUUGGAGUGCAGAUUGCGAAAGCUUUGGGCUGGGAGGAUGUUGUUGGGACUUGCUCGACGAGAAACGUGGGUUUCGUGGAAGGGCUGGGAGCAGAUGGAGUCGUGGAUUACAGGACUGAAGAUUUGGUGACUGAGUUGAAGAGGAGAGGCUGGGAGUAUGGCGAGUUCGAUCUGAUGAUCGAUAAUGUGGACUCGCCGGAGAUCUUUUGGGGAUCGGAAGGAUUUUUGAGGCGGGGAGGAAAAUACGUGACGAUAGCUGGGAAUGUCUCGCUGGCUUUCGGGAUGAGAUUGGGUCAGAUGCUAUAUCUGCCGAAGUGGUUAGGUGGUAUCGAGGCUGCCGCGAGCUUCUUGAGGCGGAGAAGCGAUGGUGACGGCUUUGCGAGGAUUGCGGACUGGAUUGCAGAGGGCAAAGUAAAGCCCGUCAUUGCUCGAGAGUACAAAUUGGAGGAAGCGAGGGAGGCCUUUCUGGCACUCAAGUCGGGCCGUGUGAGAGGAAAACUGGUCAUUAAAGUCUCAGGCGAGGAGAACAACAUCGAGCGCAACUGA